GCCGCGUAUGGAUCGGCAGGAGCGAGAAGACAGGAACAUCGUCCUGUCGGGGCUACGCAGCCAGCUCGCUCAUACUUGCCGCCCCUUGUGCGCAACGGCCCCUCACGGCUGGCAACGGCGAGAUGGAAUGCUGAGGGGUGCGACUCUGCCGUGCGGCUAAGCGACGCCUUUGCGCCGCGCGCGGCCGCGCGCUCCUCCACACCCUCUCGCCGGGCCCUGUGUAUGCGGCGGCACCCCACACCAGCACCCCGCUCUCCGCCCCGGCGGCCCUUCUCUCUUGUCCACCUCAUCCUCGUCCCCUCCGCACCUUCGUAUGGCACUUCUUCUGCCGCACCUCGGCCGUGCCGCCGCGCCGCGCAUCUUCGCCGCCGUCGCCGGCAGCAGCAGCAGCAGCGGGCAGCGCGUCUUCUCCUCGCUCGAGCGUCGGCCGCGAUGCGCGCCUCGCACCGUCUUGAGCUCGGCGCUGGGCCAUGGCAGCUCCUCCAGCCUGCCCGCCAUCGCACGGCGCGCAUUCUCGGCCGCAGCAGCGCGGCGUGAGGCGCAGCCGCCCGGCGGUAAGCCCGACGGCGGCAUCGAGGGCGUGCUGAAGGACAUCAAGCGCGAGGUCGAGAACAAGCUCGGCGGCACCGGCGGCAUCGUGGAGAAGGGCAAGGCGGCACCGCGCGACGGCAGCAUUGUGGAGAAGGGCAAGGAGGCGCUGCGCCAGGUGCAGGGGCGCGGCGACGAGCUGCGCCAGGCGGCCAACAGUGCGGGCGAGCAGGCGCUCAAGAAGGGCCAGGACGCGGUUGACGGCGUGAAGCAGGAGGCCACGGACCGGGCGGUCGCGUACGGCAAGGAGAAGCUUUCCGAGGACAUCAUGACGCUGCCCAACGUGCUCACGAUGCUGCGCCUGGCCUCGUGUCCCGUGCUGGGCUACCUCAUCGCCACGGGCCAGCUCAAAGCGGGCGUGGCGCUGCUCUUCGUCGCCGGCGCCAGCGACGCGCUCGACGGCUACAUUGCGCGCAAGCGCGGCAGCUUCACCGUCUUUGGCAGCAUCGCCGACCCCGCGGCCGACAAGGCGCUGAUGACGACGAUGGUUGUGGCGCUGGCGUACCGCGGACUGCUGCCGAUGCCGCUGGCCGUGCUCAUCAUCGGGCGCGACGUGCUGCUCGUCAUCUCUGCCUUCUUCAUCCGCUUCCGCACGCUCUCCAAGCCGCGCACGCUGGCGCGCUACUUUGACCCCACGCUGCCCAGCGCCACGGUCGUGCCGACGGCGAUCAGCAAGGCCAACACGGCGCUGCAGCUCGUGCUCGUCGGCACGGCGACGCUCAUGCCGCUGCUGCCGCCCGUGUGGCAGAGCAACCUCGAGCUGCCGUGGACGGCGCUCAUCUGGAUCGUCUCGGCCACCACGGUGUGGAGCGGCCUCGGCUACCUCGGCGGCGGCGGCAGCCAGAAGGUGCUCGCCAAGGCGGCCGAGGUUGCGUCUGUCGCGGCCAAGCGCAGCCCAAAGUAAUGCAUCGCACCUAGACAGCAUAACCCCUGUGUGACAGGCGGAUCAGGGCGAGGCAGAGAGGCUGGU
Molecule: messenger RNA, 1558 nt
Organism: Tilletiopsis washingtonensis
Lineage: Eukaryota; Fungi; Basidiomycota; Exobasidiomycetes; Entylomatales
Exons: 3
Coding region: 314-1492 (392 amino acids)
Biological process (GO): cardiolipin biosynthetic process
Cellular component (GO): membrane; mitochondrion
Molecular function (GO): cardiolipin synthase activity
Source: RefSeq, a predicted model, not a curated record